Molecule: messenger RNA, 1255 nt
Organism: Ostrea edulis (European flat oyster)
Lineage: Eukaryota; Metazoa; Mollusca; Bivalvia; Ostreida; Ostreidae
Product: acetylcholine receptor subunit beta-type unc-29-like
Exons: 1
Coding region: 2-1255 (417 amino acids)
Biological process (GO): monoatomic ion transmembrane transport; regulation of membrane potential; signal transduction
Cellular component (GO): synapse; neuron projection; membrane
Molecular function (GO): transmembrane signaling receptor activity; extracellular ligand-gated monoatomic ion channel activity; neurotransmitter receptor activity
Source: RefSeq, a predicted model, not a curated record
AAUGAAAACUUUAAAUAAUUUGCUUUGGUUUUCGCUGUUGACCUGCAGAAUAUACACUGUUCGUGCUACAAGAUAUUCUGACGCUGAAUCACUACUUCAAAAUAUCUUUACAAACUACUCAACAGAUCUUCGUCCGAAUACGAAUUAUUCCGAAGUUACCAACGUUUCUGUCCAUCCGUUCGUGUUUUCUGUCAAUGAUUUUGACGAAGUAUCAGGCGUUAUAUCUAUUGUGGUCGGGUUUAUGUUAAAAUGGCAUGAUUUUCGACUGACUUGGACACCGAGUAACUAUGGUGGCAUCAUGGAAUUUCCUAUUACGCCGAAGAAACUUUGGGUUCCGAAGAUAUUUUUGGCUGAUCCAGCGAAUAAGAUGGAAGCUGUUGGAAGCGCUGAUUUUGUAGGAAGGAUAUAUCACAACGGCCUCGUGUCCUGGUUACCCGGAUGUCUGAUUCAGACUUUAUGCAGUGUUAAUAUGUACAGAUUUCCGUUCGACAUUCAGAAAUGUUCUUUCACCCUAACUCCAUGGGGAUAUUUGCCAUUAGAAGUAAAGCUAAUUCCUUCCAAUGGUAUGUCAUUCGUAGAUACAACAUAUUAUUCUUCGAAUGCUCAAUGGACAUUAGAGGGAACACGAAUGAAGCGAUCUGCAAAGAGAGAAUACGACAGUUUAAUUGAAAUACAAUUGAUUUUGAAGAGGAAAUCUCUGUACUUUGUUAUCAACAUGUUGGCCCCCAUUCUUCUCCUGUCCUUACUGAAUCCUCUGGUUUUUGCCUUGCCCAUUGACAGUGGCGAGCGUAUAUCCUAUGCUAUAACGAUCUAUUUGUCUUUUGCCGUUUUCCUGACCUUGCUAAAUGACAACAUUCCAAAAUCUUCCGAGUCGAUGUCUUUAAUGUCGUAUUUCUUAUUAGAGAUCAUGUCUAUGAGCACAGUGAUAUGUAUUUUGACUAUUCUCACUAUGCAUUUUCAUUUCAAAGAGUCUCAUUCAAAACUUUCGGGGAGAGCUGUAUUUAUCCUUAAUGUUCUGCGACUUCAUUUUUUGCGUCAAUGUCGUAGAAAACGCAUAAAGAAAACUACAGUGCAUGGUACCGCGGGGUUGGGUGACGAUGCAAAUAGUAAAAUAUCAGAUGAAGAUGAAUUGGAAGAUGGCGACUCAAUUACUUGGAAAACUUUAGCGGAGGGAUACGACAAAGUAAUGAUGUACUAUUUCUACUUACUUGUUUUUCUGCAAUGGUUUAUCCUUAGUGCUAUUUUGGUAUUAUGA